AGGCGAACCUGGGGCAGACGGGUCCGGGAGCGGUGUGAGGCGAACUGCGCUGCCGCCGCGUCCUUCCCGGGUGCCGCGGGCCCGGGUCGCGCGGGGCCCCGCGGCGUCCGCACUAUGCGGGCGGACUGCCGGCCGCCGGGAUGGCGAGCGGGGCGCCGCUGAGAGUCGAGAGCAGCUCGCGGGGUCCCAGAGGCCGGGCCGCAGCCGCCGCCCCCGGCCGGGCAGCGCUCCCCCGCGCUGGCUGCUGUCCCCUCCCUCCCUGCUGCAACUCCUCCUCCUGCUCCUCCAGGCCUGGGCUCCCCCUGCUUCUGCUGCUCCUGCUGCUGCAGCUGCUCGAAGACGCGGGAGCUCAGCAAGGUGAUGGGUGUGGACACACUGUGCUAGGCCCUGAGAGUGGAACCCUGACAUCCAUCAACUACCCCCAUACCUAUCCCAACAGCACCGUGUGUGAAUGGGAGAUCCGGGUAAAGAUGGGAGAAAGAAUUCACAUCAAAUUUGGUGACUUUGAUAUUGAAGAUUCUGAGUCUUGUCACUUUAAUUACUUGAGAAUUUAUAAUGGAAUUGGAGUCAGCAGAACAGAAAUAGGCAAAUACUGUGGUCUGGGUUUGCAAAUGAAUCAUUCAAUUGAAUCCAAAGGCAAUGAAAUCACAGUGCUGUUCAUGAGUGGAAUCCAUGUUUCUGGACGAGGAUUUUUGGCUUCAUACUCAGUUAUAGAUAAACAAGAUCUAAUCACUUGUUUGGACACUAUAUCCAAUUUUUUGGAACCUGAGUUCAGUAAGUACUGCCCAGCUGGCUGUCUACUUCCUUUUGCUGAGAUAUCUGGAACAAUUCCUCAUGGAUAUAGAGAUUCUUCACCAUUGUGUCUGGCUGGGGUACAUGCAGGAGUAGUGUCAAACAUUUUGGGUGGCCAAAUCAGCGUUGUGAUUAGCAAAGGCAUCCCAUACUAUGAAAGUUCUUUGGCCAACAACGUCACAUCUGUGGUGGGUCACUUAUCUACGAGUCUUUUUACAUUUAAGACUAGUGGUUGUUAUGGAACACUGGGGAUGGAAUCUGGUGUGAUUGCUGAUCCUCAGAUAACAGCGUCAUCUGUGCUGGAGUGGACUGACCACAUGGGGCAGGAGAACAGCUGGAAACCAGAGAAGGCCAGACUGAGAAAACCUGGGCCUCCCUGGGCUGCUUUUGCCACUGAUGAGUAUCAGUGGUUACAGAUAGACCUGAACAAGGAAAAGAAGAUAACAGGUAUUAUAACCACUGGAUCCACCAUGGUAGAGCACAAUUAUUAUGUGUCUGCCUAUAGAGUUCUGUACAGUGAUGAUGGGCAGAAGUGGACUGUAUACAGAGAACCUGGUGUGGAGCAGGACAAGAUCUUUCAAGGAAACAAAGAUUAUCACCAGGAUGUGCGUAAUAACUUUUUGCCACCAAUUAUUGCACGUUUCAUCAGAGUGAACCCUACCCAGUGGCAACAGAAAAUUGCCAUGAAAGUGGAGCUGCUUGGAUGUCAGUUUAUUCUUAAAGGCCGUCCUCCAAAGCUUACUCAACCCCCACCACCUCGGAACAGCAAUGACCUCAAAAACACCACAACUCGUCCGCAAAUAGGCAAAGGUCGUGCCCCAAAAUUUACUCAACCACUACAGCCUCGAAGUAGAAAUGUGUUUCCUGCACAGACGGAGCAAACAACUGCAACUCCUGAUAUAAAAAACACGACUGUAACUCCCAAUGUAACCAAAGAUGUUGCGCUGGCUGCAGUUCUUGUCCCUGUGCUUGUUAUGGUCCUCACGACCCUUAUCCUCGGUCUAGUGUGUGCUUGGCACUGGAGGAACAGAAAGAAAAAAACUGAAGGCACCUAUGACAUACCUUACUGGGACCGGACAGGCUGGUGGAAAGGAAUGAAGCAGUUUCUCCCUACCAAAUCUGUGGAACAUGAGGAAACUCCAGUUCGCUACAGUAAUAGUGAAGUCAAUCACUUGAGUCCUCGAGAAGUUACCACAGUGCUGCAAGCUGACUCUGCAGAAUAUGCACAGCCCCUUGUGGGAGGAAUCGUUGGUACACUCCAUCAGAGAUCUACCUUUAAACCUGAAGAAGGAAAAGAAGCAGGCUAUGCAGACCUAGAUCCUUAUAACUCUCCAGUGCAGGAUGUGUAUCAUGCUUACGCCGAACCACUGCCCAUCACGGGGCCCGAGUAUGCAACCCCAAUCGUCAUGGACAUGUCUGGGCACCCCACAGCCUCAAUUGGUCUGCCCUCCACAUCCACUUUUAAAACUACAGGGAACCAACCUCCCACUUUAGUGGGAACUUACAAUACACUUCUUUCUAGGACUGAUAGCUGCUCCUCAAGUCGGGCCCAGUAUGAUACCCCGAAAGGUGGGAAGCCAGCUGCCCCAGAUGAAUUGGUGUACCAGGUGCCACAGAGCACCCAGGAAGUAUCAGGUGCAGGAAGGAAUGAGGAGUGUGAUGCUUUUAAAGAAAUCCUUUGAAGGUAGUACUGCUUUUUACAAAGCAUUCAUUUAAAGCACAUGGCUUUUUAAUUCUUAGUGGUAGUAGUAAUAGAAUGUAUUACAUAUCUGUCACUGAAGUGGUUGGGGAAUAUGGUGACCGGGGUACAGGAAACUACUUAUCUUGCUUUAAAGGUGUUACUGUGGCACAGUUACUGCUUGCCUGUUAAAUUUCAAAGCAUCCUGUUUGUUACUACUGUAAAACACUAUUUUUAAUAGAGAAAAACUCCCUAUGAUGCACUUCAAAGAACCUGAAAAUCACUGAGAAUAUUUAUUACCAAUACUGCAGGUACAUUAAUGAACUUGAGAUGGUUCUAUAAGCCUUGCUGGCAAUAAUGCAUGGUACUGUUCUUGAACUACCGAAUGGCUUGAAAUUUUCCCUUUGUUGAAAGGUAGGUACUAUUGUGCUUCCUCUUCUUUGAAUCCUAUAUUCCUGUCUGGAUCCUUUUUUUUCCCCUGAUAUUAAUCAGUGAUCAAGAAGCCCUGUUAUAGUUGCAGCCAUGUACACUUCUGUGUCUUUCCCCAGGAAGACACAUUGCUGGAGCACCCUGCCUUGCAGUGAGCUGGGCAAGGAACUUCUCAUUGAUGACACUCUUCAGCAGCAUUAACACCUCAUAGGACUUAGUCUCAGCCUUGCUCAUUCUAUCCAGGGCCCUUCGUGGCUUGUUCCAUUCUGUAUUCAGAAAAGCUGAUGGUGGUUUUUUUUUUUUUAACAGGUGAUGCUAACUUUGUCAGUCUCGUGAAGUCAGAGCCCUCUUGUGUCAUUGAGUAGAAGUAGGAGAGAAGCAGUUAACAGUUUAGAAAAGCUAUAAAGGAGAUCGCUCUGAUGAAGUAAUAUACAAUUUUUAGCAAUUACAAAAUGAGAACUUACCACUUGUUUUGUAUACUCACAAACACAAGCACAUGGAUUUUUUUCCUUGAGUAACAAGGUGUUCUAUAAUUUUAGUCAAAUAAUUUUUCAUUUUAGUUUAGUAAACUAUUAUAAGAAAAAGAACCCCAACAUGAGCCAGGCAUGGUGGUGUAGGCCUGUGGUCCCAGAUACUGGGGAGGCUGAGGCAAGAGGAUCACAAGUUCAUGGCCUUUGUAGGCUACAGAGUGAGUACAGGAUCAACCUAGGCAGCUUAAGAGAACCUAUUUCAAAAUGAGAAAAGCUGAGUUAUAUGUAGCUCAGUGGUUUAGUGCUUGCCUAGAAUGUGUGAAGCCUUAGGUUCAAUCCCCGGCACUAUAAAAAGGAAAGAGCCAACAUGCAUUUUGCCCUACUGUGUGAUUUUGGCCUUUUAUCUGCGGGAAGAGGCCUAAGUAGCCCUUCAGGUGAGAUGUGGUUGACAGAUGUACAAAUAGAUGGAUAGAUAGCAUCUAGAUUCUGUGUGAUUCUUCCCAGAAACUUCCUUGUCACUACUUGUACAUGACCUACCCAGAACUUGUUUUGGAUAGGGCAAAUUAGGUAUCUUUUGUAGUGGAUUAGCCUGUAGUACAGAAACCAUCUUCAGAUGUCUGUAGGUGUAGGCGGGCAAGACAACACAAGAAGGUCACCAUUAUGAGAAACACAAAACUUGGUAUCCCUCAUCCACAAACCUGUUUGUAGUUUAGUGUCAAAGUAUCCCGCCCCUCACGUUCUAUUCACCUCUCUUGGUUUGUGCCACCAGUUAUGACAUUGCCAAAAGUCACUAAAUUCACUAAAUUUGAAUAGCGGCAAAUAGUAUUGGUUUUGCUCCUUGUACAAGCACCGCAGCAUUUGAAGAUUGCUUCUGCUUUGGAAUGAACUGUUUCUGCAGCUUCCUUGCCUUUUCCUUAUAUGACUUUGUUGCUUUUAUUUUCGUUUGCCUUUUGUUUUACAAACCUUGAGGCACAAUUCCACUCACUGAAAAAAAAAAAAUCAUUGUAUAUUUUGUUUCAAGGUAUUUGAAACACAAAGCACAGAUGUUGAACUUUAUUAAACCAUAUAUGAAUGUGUGAAGCACAUGUAUUAUGCAGAUGUCCCCUUUCAGGUGGGAACAAAGUAAACCAUUUGCUGUUUUAUUUUACUCAUGCUUAGUACACAGAGAAUAUAGUUUUCCUGAAGUCAGAUACCUGUUUGAAGCUUUAAGGGAGACAUUUUCAAGAUGAAUUCAUUUUCCCAAAGAAGUUUGCUAUUUUUGUGUAAUUGUAUGUCUCUGAAAAUUUUUCCUUAGAGCUUUUUUUAAUAAAAUGAAGCAAUGUUUUUUGAAAUGAUGCAUAUUUUAAGACUUGAUUCAUACUGCCACUGUGCUGUCCUUGAACUCUACCAAUGGUUUUAAUAAAAUACCUAGUUAUUAUUUUUAUAUAUUUUACUUUGCAGAUGAAGAGCCGAGCCUGAUUCAGAUGGUUUGUCUGGUUUUGUACUUUGCCUUUUAGUUUUCAUACUAUAGAUUAUUUUUGUUUUUUAAUGUACUUACAUGUCUUACAUACAGCUUUGGAAGACAAUCAAGUAACUGAAAAUGUGAAAGUAACUAUUUCUUGACAAGGACCCUUUAAGUUUUAAUUCCUUGCUUGAAAUAUUUAAUACUAUCUAAGUCACUGUGGUAAUUGGAUCAGAUUUUUUUUUCCUGAUAAUACAAUUAUAAAAAUAGAAUCAGACAGCAGUGUGGCAAGUGCAGCCUUCUGAGGUUUAUAAAAUUACACUGAUUUCAUCCUAGGAAAGCAGCACAGAUAAAGAUAUUGUGAAUUCUGGUUUGUGGUUUAUUAAAUGAUAGAAAUAUAAGUAGUUCCUGUUGUAUGUGCCAGGUCUAGUCCAGUUAUUUAAUUUACGUUUCACUAUUUGCACUUUGCAUUGAAAAAUGGGUUUAUUUGCUGUUCAAGUAGAGAAUUUAUAGUCAUUACAAUUAUGACAUUUUAUAUAUGCGUGCUUCUCCCCACCUUCUCUCGUGGGAGGUAGUGGGGUACAUUAAACAUGAGUGUGUCCAUAAGGCUGUGGCUGCUGAUCCAGACUGAGCUUCUUUGCCUUGGCUCCACACUGUCACUUGGAGAGCAGCAAAAGAGGCCUAGAAACACCAAGACAGAUGAAACCACUAGAAAGACCCGUAGAUUACGGGGGACAUUGAAAGGUUUCCAAACCCUCUGAAGACAGCUGACAAAGCUCUGUAUUUAAAAGAAAAGUUAUUUCUUAAUUCUGCCUUUUGGUUAUGAACUUGAAGUUCCUAAACUGCAAAAAGAGUUGGAUGGUUAUUAGAAUACUUUGUUAACUGUGGUACCAAUUCUCAUUUAGUCCAACUUUGAUUUUGUUUGUUUUCCCUUUUUGGCACUGGGAAUGGUGGAAACAAAACAUGUAUUGAACUAUGUAGGAAGUGAAAAUGGCUUGAGUGGCAGUUACAUUAUCCCAGAAUGUAUUUUUCUUACCUCGGCAUGUACUGUAGUCACUUGGUAUCUGUAUAUGUUGCUAGAAUUUAGACUGUAUGAAAAUAGUGAAAUUCUAAUGUGUUUUUAAUAAAUUGUAUAUAUGUGUCUUGCUCAAAAUAUUUGGAUUAAAUAAAACAUUCUUGACAUCU
Nannospalax galili (Upper Galilee mountains blind mole rat) is the source of this 5995-nucleotide messenger RNA. RefSeq names its product discoidin, CUB and LCCL domain containing 2 (gene Dcbld2). The coding region runs from base 141 to 2474 and encodes 777 amino acids. NCBI's taxonomy places the organism in Eukaryota, Metazoa, Chordata, Mammalia, Rodentia, Spalacidae. The transcript has 16 exons. The record is from RefSeq and is a predicted model, not a curated record.